AUGGAGUCCUUUGAGUACAAUGUCAACCCUGGCAGAGUCGUCUUCGGCGCCGGCAGCAUCAACAAAUUACCGGAAGAGAUCAAACGACUAAACCUAUCAAAGCCGUUGUUGCUGUCUACACCUCAGCAGAGGAACCAAGUGGUACAGCUAGAGCCUAUCCUGGAGCGCGGAGGGAUUCAGAAAGCGGGAUUGUUCUCUAAUGCCACAAUGCACACUCCAACCUAUGUCACCAAUGAGGCCUUGACAUAUGCCAAAGACUGUGGUGCCGAUUGCUUGGUGAGCUUCGGAGGUGGUAGUACUACUGGCUUGGGCAAAGCGAUAUCGAUCAGGACAGGUCUGCCGCACAUCUCUAUACCCACAACCUACGCUGGCUCGGAGAUGACACCCAUCCUGGGCGAGACAGCAGACGGCAAGAAGACGACCAGAUCAGAUCCGAAGAUCCUUCCGGGAAUUGUGAUAUACGACGUGGACUUCACCAUGACCCUCCCACCAGCUCUAAGUGCGACUAGUGGCGUGAACGCCAUAGCCCACGCAGUCGAGGCACUAUAUGCUCGAAACACGAAUCCCGUUAUGAACUUGCUCGCACUGGAAGGCACAAAGUCACUGGCAGAGUCCUUACCAAUCAUCGUGAAUGAUUCACAGAAUCGUGAAGCUCGCAUCAAAGCUCAGUAUGGCGCUUGGUUAUGUGCGAUGUGUCUUGGAUCGGUUGGCAUGAACACAUACGAUUGUGUUGCCGCACGCCAUAGCAUACAACGCUCCAAAGAUCCAGAUGUCCUGAGAAGACUGGCCGAUGUGCUGCCAGAAAGUGAUGGCGAUGCGAUCAAUGGACUGAACGUGCUGCUAACGAAGCUCAAGGUGAAGCGAGGACUGAAAGACUUUGGCAUGAAAGAGGAAGACGUAGACAAGGCAGCUGAGAUUGCAGUGUCCAACCCCUAUUGGAAUCCGCGAGGCGUUGAGAAGGAGCCACUCAGGGAGACGAUCAGGCGAUGCUGGGCCGGAGAGGAAGCAAGAGCUGAUCUGUAG
Molecule: messenger RNA, 1023 nt
Organism: Fulvia fulva
Lineage: Eukaryota; Fungi; Ascomycota; Dothideomycetes; Mycosphaerellales; Mycosphaerellaceae
Product: Maleylacetate reductase 1
Exons: 2
Coding region: 1-1023 (340 amino acids)
Cellular component (GO): mitochondrion
Molecular function (GO): alcohol dehydrogenase (NAD+) activity; metal ion binding; maleylacetate reductase activity
Source: RefSeq, a predicted model, not a curated record